Papilio xuthus (Asian swallowtail) is the source of this 1201-nucleotide messenger RNA. RefSeq names its product selenoprotein K. The record is from RefSeq and is a predicted model, not a curated record. The transcript is spliced from 4 exons. Lineage: Eukaryota; Metazoa; Arthropoda; Insecta; Lepidoptera; Papilionidae. Bases 278 to 544 code for a protein of 88 amino acids.
AGUAUUUUACUUACGUGUCAUAUUGAAAUAGUCAAUUACUCAUUAUCAUUACAAUAUAUAACAUUUUUUCAUUGCAUUGUAACAUUUUUUGCAAUAAAAGUAGCAUUGGCAAAGAGCGAUACAAACGAUCUGUGAAUCCAAAGCAAACCUUAUCAAUAAUCAAGUCCCAAGUCCAAGUUAUAAUUAUAUCCUUAGUUGGACUAUUGUCGUGGGCAGUUGAUCAACAAAUUACUAUUAAUUUGUCUUUCAAAAUAAUACAUCAUUAAAAUCGAGAACUAUGGCGUAUGUUACUGGAGAUGGAACUGUUGUUGAGAAAACACCAUUCAGUGUUUUUGGAUGGUUUUGGGGCCUUAUAAAUUUCUUCUAUCUUCUAUUUCAGACUUUGAUAAAUCCAAACUACAGUAAGCAUGGAGACAAGUAUGUAACAGACUACCGGCCCCCGGGCAGUGGACCACCAAAGCCUCCUUCAAGAAAGUUUGGCGGCUUCGGCCCCUCUGGCUCGGGCCCCGCCCCCCCGCCGAUGGGCGGCUGUGGAUGUGGCUAGUAUUGCCACUUAAUUGCUAACUUCCAAUAAUUAUAUGGGCAAUAAUUACGGUGCUAGGAGCCUUUGCAAAUAAUAAACUAAAUUAAACCAUAUAUAUUCACAUACCUUGUAACUGAUCUUAAUAUUAAUUUAUGUAUCACCAUACAUUUAUUUUUCUGCUUCAAUCAGUUUAGUUAAAUUAAAGUAUAUCAUAGAAGACAAUACCUUUUCCUAUUUUUAUUUGGAAGUGGCCCUCCAAUGGAACAUGCUGACAAACAAGCAGACCCAGGCGGCGCUGCGGCUGCAUCUUAUAACACUUGUGUAACAACACUGGGGUACCCUUGGCCUUUAUUAGAAGUUCUUAUGAAAUUAUAAUGUAGCAGACAAAUUGUUAUUCUAAUAUAAUACAGUAUAUUUUUAUAUGAUGAAUGAAGGAAGGAAAAGAAAAAGUGUAUAUGUAUGGAUAUUAAUAUACACAUAAUUAUAUUAGUUUUUGGGCAGGUACCUGCAUAUUGAUUGAUCUGAAGAAUGUAACUGGUAUUGAGGUGAGUUGGAAAAUUGUAUGUGAUGAUAACAUAAGCAAUAAUAAUAUAUAAAAAAUAACUGUCGUUGUCUUGUAAAAUGUUUUAAAAGUAGUUUAUUAAUAAGUUAUCUUAUUCUACAACAGAUAACAAAAUG